This is a messenger RNA of Sorghum bicolor (sorghum), 1124 nucleotides long. RefSeq names its product nudix hydrolase 16, mitochondrial. The transcript has 4 exons. The coding region runs from base 229 to 777 and encodes 182 amino acids. The record is from RefSeq and is a predicted model, not a curated record. Gene Ontology annotation, molecular function: pyrophosphatase activity. Lineage: Eukaryota; Viridiplantae; Streptophyta; Magnoliopsida; Poales; Poaceae. Gene Ontology annotation, cellular component: cytoplasm; nucleus.
GGAAAAAAAGGAGAAAGAAACAAAAGAAAAGGAAAAAAACAGGGCGCCCUCACGGCGAACUCCCACCUCCUAUCGCCUCCCCCUCUCCUUUCUCUCUCUCUAUAGCCCCGCACAAAUCUCUCCUCCCCCUCUCGCCCUCGCCGCAUUGCCCGCCGACGACCCCCGCCGGAUAGAGAGGAGGAGAGCGGCGCGGCUGCGGGAGAAGCGGGCGGCGGCGGAGCGGGCGGCAUGUGCGACCUGGUGGCCCGCACGGGCCGGCACCAGCAGCGGUACGAGGAUGGCCGUCGGCUAGUGGCCGGAUGCAUACCAUUUAGGUAUAGAGCUAAUAAUGAUGAAACCUCUGGUGACAAAACUAAGAAACUUGUGGAAGUUCUCAUGAUAAAUUCCCAAAGCGGACCUGGUCUUUUGUUUCCAAAGGGAGGAUGGGAGAACGAUGAAACUGUUGAAGAGGCAGCAGCUCGAGAAGCUAUAGAAGAAGCUGGAGUUCGAGGUGAUAUAGUGCAUUUUCUGGGGCUCUAUGACUUCAAAAGCAAGACACAUCAAGAUGCGUGCUGCCCUGAGGGUAUGUGCAGAGCUGCAGUGUUUGCGCUGCAUGUAAAGGAAGAGCUGGCCUCAUGGCCUGAGCAGAGCACCCGGCAGAGGACCUGGCUCACGGUUCCUGAAGCUGCAUCAAGAUGCCGGUACCAGUGGAUGCAAGAGGCCUUGCUCACAGGCUUCUCCGACUGGCACGACAAGUGGAGCAGAGGCGGCGGCGGCACAAACUGUGACCCGGCCUAACUGCUGAACCCAUCUGCAGUCGUCCAUUUUUUUUCAUCUCCUCUUCCCCUAGGCUCCAACCUUGCAUAAUGCAAUAACAGUGUACUUCUCUUGAUAUGCUGGGUUGGUCAUUGACCCUUGAUGUCAAAAUGUCAGAAUGGUUAUCUAGUUAUAGUGGGACGAGGUAUAUCUCAUCAAGAUGAGAAUUCUCACAACUUUUAAGUGUCGAUUCUCGGGCCCUAUUAUUUCUCUGUUUGAGCUGCUGUUGUCGCGGUGCUGCAGUCACGCACCGCGCGCAUUUUGUAACUCCGCUCCUGAUUCUGGAGAUGCAUAUGCUAUAUAUGAACUGGUAUCACUUGAAAUCAAAA